CUCAGUUGGUGGUUCGCGUUACACCUGCAGUUCCCGACACUUGCGGAGGGCUAGGCGGGAACGAGCAUUUUAGAUAAGUGUUAGUUGGGCGCUGGGACUCAUUGGAGAGGGAGCAUGCGUGUAAUGCUGGUCUUGAGUUUGAAGAUGUGAGGGGCCCGGCCUGGAGAGCAGCCCAGCGCACCAGCCCGUCCUGAUCUUCACGCGCGACCCCUACCUCAACGCCCGCGCCAGCACCACGCCCACCAUCGCCAACAGCGUGAUCAAGGGCGUGCUCACCGCCCUCUACGACCAGAACUUCCACAUGCCCGCGUAAGGGAGCCGACGGCCUUCAGGAUGACUCGCCUGCAGCUGUGGCAGGGCGUGGUGUUCCUCCUGCUGUGGCUCGCCUACGGGGCCACCUACCUCCUGCGCAAGCCCCUGGGGAUCAUCAAGGGCGACCUCGAGGUGGGGUUCAAGGUGAAGCCCUCGAGCCUGGGCUGGGUGGACACGGCCCUGCUCCUGCCCUACGCCCUGGUGUCACUCGCCCUGGGCUCCCUCGGGGACUGGCUGGGGCCGCGCCUCACCCUGGCCGGCGGACGUCUCUCGGCGGCGGCCACCGUGCCCAUGGCCUCGUGCCAGUCGCUGCCCCCCCUGCUGGUGCUGCUGACCGUCAGCGGGGCGGGGCAGGCGCUGUGCUGGCCCGCCGCCUGCGCCCUGCUCUCGCGCUGGUUCUCCGACGCCUCCAGGAACUCCGUGUUCGGCAUGUUCGGCACGUGCUGCUUCCUGGGCGGCCUCGCGGGCACCGGCCUCGCCGUCUACAUGCAGGCGGAGCACGGGUGGCGCUCGGUGUUCCUGCCGCCUGCUGUCAUCGUGGCCUGCCUGGGCGUCCUGGUCAGCCUGCUGGGGAAGAGCCCUGCUGACCUGGGGCUCGUCGUGCCCAACCGGGCGGCCGACCAGCAGGCCAAGGACGGGAGGGAGAGCGGCACCUCCUUGUUCAGGGUGUUCCGGAUGGCCAUGGUGCCCGAGGUGUCCAUGUCCAUGUUCUGCAUCAAGGCCGUGCGCUACGCCCUCAUGUUCUGGCUGCCGCUCUACCUCACGCGGACGCUCGGCUACACCCAGACCGGCGCCGGCCUCGCCUCGACCUCCUUCGAGGUGGGCGGGGUGGUGGGCAGCGCCUGCGUGGGCAUGGUGGUGGACCGGUGGAUGGGCGGCCGCGCCCUGCUCGCCAGCACCAUUGCCAUUGCAGGCUCGGCCGUGUCGCUGCUGCUGUUCAUGCUGACGGCGUCGUGGGGCUUCGUGUUCCACGCCGUGUUCCUGGCCGUCGCGGGCGCCCUCAACUGCGGCCCCGACGUGCUCCUGGCGGGCUCGGUGGCGGCGGACAUCGGGGAGCGGGAGGGCGGCGCGCCGUCGGCCGUGACGAGCGUGGUCAACGGCAUGGGGUCCCUGGGCACGGUGCUGGAGGGCCCCGUGGUGGCCUUCGCGGCGGCCUGGUUCGGCUUCUCGUCCAUGGUCCCGCUCAUGAUCCUGCUGCUGUGCCUCGGCGCCGUGGCCACCUUCCGCGCCAACCAGAUCCACAGACGCACGCUGGGCAGAGUCAAGCUGUCGAAUGAGACUAUAGCGUAACACA
This is a messenger RNA of Penaeus vannamei (Pacific white shrimp), 1606 nucleotides long. Its product is annotated as glucose-6-phosphate exchanger SLC37A2-like. Lineage: Eukaryota; Metazoa; Arthropoda; Malacostraca; Decapoda; Penaeidae. Gene Ontology annotation, molecular function: transmembrane transporter activity. The record is from RefSeq and is a predicted model, not a curated record. Gene Ontology annotation, biological process: transmembrane transport. Gene Ontology annotation, cellular component: membrane.